This is a messenger RNA of Limulus polyphemus (Atlantic horseshoe crab), 726 nucleotides long. Its product is annotated as zinc finger protein 593-like. The coding region runs from base 173 to 598 and encodes 141 amino acids. Lineage: Eukaryota; Metazoa; Arthropoda; Merostomata; Xiphosura; Limulidae. Gene Ontology annotation, molecular function: nucleic acid binding; zinc ion binding. The record is from RefSeq and is a predicted model, not a curated record. The transcript has 3 exons.
UCAAUAGACGUUGGCCGCGUGCAAAGUUUGGAGAUGAGGGUCUGUGUGCUUAAGACUUGAUUAUCUGUGGGAUUAAUAUGUUGUAGAAUUGCAUGGAAUCUAUCAACUAAAUUAUUUUUGUCUGUGGAUUUAAACUUCGUUGAUUUUAUUUUGUUUAGAAUACUAUACAAAAAUGACUCGUUAUUCAAGAAAGAAGACGAACCGAGGGAAAAAUCCCAUUACGAGAAAAUGUAAAACUAGAAAAAGGACCAAAGACUUGGAUGAAAUAUCUGAACAUAUGAAGAUUGAAAAUGCCAGCAAGUUAUUAAAUCAAGAAGAAGAUUAUGAUCUUCCUGGAAGUGGACAGUUCUACUGUCUGCACUGUGCGCGGUACUUCAUUGAUGACCAUGCUCUAAAAGAACAUUUCAGGAGUAAAGUACACAAACGUCGGUUAAAAGCUUUAGAAGAAGAACCUUAUAGUCAGCGGGAAGCUGAAGCAGCUGCAGGAAUGGGCUGCUAUGUUCCUCCUAAACGUCGUAAAGUUCAAACCCAGCCACAACCAGAUGCUAACUUAGAGGAAGGAAAGGAAUCCAUGAUUGAAUCAAUUCAAGACUCUUAAAUGAUUUAAAAGAACAACAAAAAAUGGAAGUUAUAUGUUGUGAAAAAAAAAACAGUCACUAUGAAUAAGAUGUGUAAAGAUGCAUACCUUUACUCUCUGUACAGACAUCAAUAAAUAUUUUAUUUGAC